AUGGGCGCCCAGCUCCUGAAGGAAGCCGCCACCAAAACCAACGACGCCGCUGGAGACGGCACCACCACCUCUGUGGUACUGGCUCAGGCCAUAAUCACCGACGGCUUCAAGAACGUAACCGCAGGCGCCAACCCCAUGGCCAUCAAGCGCGGCAUUGAGUACGCCGUUGCAGCCGUGGUAGGCGAGUUGCAGGGAAUGUCUCAGUCGGUGGAGACCCGUGAGCGCAUUGGCCAGGUGGCCAGCCUCUCGGCCCACGAGGAUGCCAUCGGCGAGACAAUCGCCGAGGCAAUGGAAAAGGUAGGAAAGGACGGCGUUAUCACCGUCGAGGAAUCCAAGGGUCUUUCUGACGAGAUCGAGUACGUUGAAGGGAUGCAGGUCGACCGCGGCUACAUCUCUCCUUACUUCAUCACCAACCCCGACCGCAUGGAGUCGGUCCUGGAAGAUCCCACCAUCAUCAUCACCGACAAGAAGAUUUCCGCUGUUGCCGAGCUCCUGCCCGCGCUGGAAAAACUCCUGCAGGUCGGCCGCAAGAACGUGUUGGUCGUCGCUGAGGACGUGGACGGCGAGGCACUGGCCACCGUCGUGGUCAACAAGCUCCGCGGCACCCUCAACGCGCUAGCCGUCAAGGCCCCCGGCUUCGGUGACCGCCGCAAGGCCAUGCUGGAAGACAUCGCCAUCCUGACCGGUGGCACCGUCAUCAGCGAGGAGACCGGCCGCAAGCUGGACUCCGCCACCCUCGAGGACUUCGGCCAGGCCCGCCGGGUCACCGCCACCAAGGACGAAACCACCGUCGUCGAAGGCCGAGGCUCCGAGGAUGCCAUCCAGGCCCGCAUCACCCAAAUCAAGGCCCAGAUCGAAGACACCACCUCAGAGUUCGACCGCGAGAAGCUGCAGGAGCGGAUGGCCAAGCUGUCCGGCGGUGUCGCGGUGAUCAAGGUCGGCGCGGCCACGGAGAUCGAGCUCAAGGAGCGCAAGGCCCGCGUCGAGGACGCCCUGUCGGCCACCCGCUCCGCCGUUGAAGAGGGCAUCGUGCCCGGAGGCGGCGUUGCCCUUGUCCGCGCACAGCGCGCCCUGGAGAACGUUCGCGAAAUGCCUCUGGACGAGAAGGUCGGCGUGGACAUCAUCCGCCGGGCCCUCGAGCAGCCCCUCAAGCUCAUAGUCGAGAACGCUGGGUUCGAAGGCGCUGUGGUCCUCAACCAGGUCAAGCAACAGGCCGACGAUUACGGUUAUGACGCCGAGGUCGGAGAAUACGGCCCAAUGCUGGAAAGGGUAUCGUAG
Geodia barretti is the source of this 1278-nucleotide messenger RNA. The record is from the annotation of a GenBank genome assembly. Lineage: Eukaryota; Metazoa; Porifera; Demospongiae; Tetractinellida; Geodiidae.